Molecule: messenger RNA, 2024 nt
Organism: Daphnia pulicaria
Lineage: Eukaryota; Metazoa; Arthropoda; Branchiopoda; Diplostraca; Daphniidae
Exons: 7
Coding region: 422-1972 (516 amino acids)
Molecular function (GO): extracellular matrix structural constituent; protein binding
Source: RefSeq, a predicted model, not a curated record
AACAGAUGCGUACCAUUCGUUCAUAAAUAAUAAAUAAUACACGGAAACACGGUUUUGAUCGUGUGUUAACUAUAGUUAACGAAAAAGAAAUAAUAAUGCUGUUUGAUACACUGGUAGCUGUACUUGUGUAACUAAUUCUGUUCGUCAUCGAAUAACCGACAGAUGAGCGGAUUUCCUAAUAGAGAAAUAUGUACACAAUGGCCUUUAUUUGACCUACGUAUCUUGAGGACAAUAUACGUGUAGAAAUAAAAUUUCCCCUUCUUGCAAGAUAACAAAUGAGGGCAGAUGUGAUUGACAGGUCUGUAGUCAACAAGAGAAAUAUAAUCUGUUCAUUUCGCUUGAUUUAUUGGCGAUACAAAAAGGAUAAAUCUUCAGUUGAGAAAGCGGAUUCAGUCGAGUUUGUUUCAGGGAGAAAAUAAAAAUGACGCUGAAGUUGUCAAUCACCACACUCAUCCAUUUAAGUGUUCUGGUGGUAUUGAUAUGGCCAACCUGUUCGAGCGGUGCAGCCCUUUCUUUAGAUGAAAAGUUUCAGCAAUUGGCAGACAAAUAUGCCAACUUGGAAGCAAAAAUGGCCAAACUAGAGGCCAAAGACAGUCAAUUGGAGGCUCUGAUUCAGCUCAAAGAUCAACGGCACGACAUGUUGGAAGAAAAAAUAUCGCGUCUAGAGUUGGCACUAAAGGUUCAACGCGAAACACACUCCGAAUCAGCUCUAUUGAAAACAGAGAAAGAAAUCGGCCGUCAAGUAGCUGGUAAAAGUGCCAUGCCGCGGACGUGUCAAGAUGCCCGUUCAGCGGAUCCAUUGCUCAGUUCCGGCAUGUACUGGAUUGAUCCCGACGGGCAAGGAGUUGGAGAUGCCCCAAUUCAAGUCUAUUGUGACAUGGCAUCAGGUUCGACUUCCGUUUUACACGACAGCGAAUCGCCUAUGGACGUGGGCCACUGUACCGAUCCUGGAUGUUAUUCAAGGGCAGUGAACUACAGCGCAACUAGUAGGCAAAUGUCAGCACUGGUCGAGUUGUCAAACGAAUGCCACCAAUCAAUUAAAUACGACUGUUAUUUCGCAAUAUUUGAGUUCGACAACAUCGCCUAUUCCUGGUGGAACGACAAAAACGGCAACGAGAAAUAUUUUUGGGCCGGAAUGAACACUGACGUCCACACCUGCCAGUGCGGAAUCGACGGAAAUUGUGUCGAAGCUUCUACCAAGUGCAACUGCGAUUCCUCUGCACCUGUGCAACUAGUCGACGAUGGUGUUAUCGCUGACAAGAGUGUUUUGCCCAUCACCCGCCUAAACUUUGGCCGGACUCAACUUGCAAGUUCUUCCGGCGUUCACACACUGGGUCGGUUUGAAUGUACAGGACAAGUGAAAGUCAGUGGAAUGGCGACGUCAUGUCUAGAUCUGUGGCGCAUCGGACACACCCUGAGUGGAUUGUAUUCCGUCGUGGGCCCCAAAAUGAUCGAAAGUGUUUACUGCGACUUUACAAAAAUUCCUGGUGAAACUGGUUUCCAAAAAUGGAUUGGCUACGACGACGUCAAAUCGGAGUCCGUUUUUUUUUACGUUCAAAGAAACGUUACAUUCAAAAUUCCUUCUACUCCGAUUCCAUUCGAGGUGGAAAGAAUAAACACCGGGGGAGCUAUGAAUUUAUCAACGGGGAUAUUUACGGCGCCGAGAGUGGGGAUUUAUUUCUUUGCAUUUACUGGAAUGUUUGAUUUUCCAACUUCGUCCUCAUUGAUCGAGGGUUUUAUAAGAAUGUAUGUAAAUGGCAAUCUUAUAGGGUCAGCAGCGCACGAUUCAUCCUACUCUUUGUUGGGACAAUCAAGUCCGGUUAACUUACAAUCAACAUUAAUCUUGCAAGAGGGAGAACAAGUUUGGGUACAGUUUGAAGGAGGAUCUUCUAUUGUGCUAACGGACACUCAAAAUUUUUACACUCACUUUAUGGGUUGGUUAUUAGAAGAAGACAUUUCUAAAUCGCUGUGAAUGACAUGCGGUAGUUUAAUAGUUACGAGCAAAUAAAGGUAUAGAAAAACUU